AACAAAGGGCAGCCAGCGCCCAGUCCCAAGGCAAGGCCAAAUCAGAAAGCCAAACAGACCCUUACUAGCCCUCCUCUGCCCUUUCUUUACAUUCAAUCGCUCUUAAUCAGUAGUAAUCAGUAAUCCCCUCUUCUUCUUGUAAACGGGCCUCCGUUCCUGAAAACGCCGUUAAGUCACGUGCCUUGGCGCUGGUCUAGUCCUGUCCUGUGUAUGGCGCUGGAGGAGCGAUUGACUCUCGACCCCUCGCCGGUCGACGCCGACCCAGACGCCGCUGCUAACGGCGGCGGAGACGACGGAAGCAGGACGCUGAGGCUGCCGCGUUGGACGAGGCAGGAGAUUCUGGUGCUAAUACAGGGCAAGAGGGCGGCGGAGAGCCGGGUUCGUAGGGGCCGGACCGGCGGGCUGGCUCUGGGGACCGGCAUGGUGGAGCCGAAGUGGGCUUCGGUGUCGUCGUACUGCAGGCGGAACGGGGUCAACCGGGGGCCGGUUCAGUGCCGGAAGAGGUGGAGCAAUUUGGCGGGAGACUAUAAGAAGAUCAAAGAGUGGGAAUCGCAGGCGAGGGACGAGGGGGAGUCGUUUUGGGUGAUGAGGAGCGAUUUGAGGAGGGAGAAGAAGUUGCCGGGAUUCUUUGACAGAGAGGUGUACAAUAUACUGGACGGUGGGUCCACGGUGGCUCCGCCGCCGUCGACGGCGGAGGAGGUUGAGGCCGAGGCGGUGUUUGACAGUGGGCGGAGUGCGGCCGUGGAGGAUGGGUUGUUUUCGGAUUUUGAGCAGUCGGCGCAGGAGGAGGCUGGUGGUGGCAGAACCCCUCCGGAGAAGGAGUCUCCGGCGGCUCAGGAGGUUUCGGCGAUGACCGUAUCUACGCAUGCUCCAAGUUCAGGAAAACAAUCUCAACCUUUUGCUCAAGGCUCUCCGUCUCAAGGUGCAACACAUGGGAAACAAAAAAACAGCUACCCUGAGACGGGGGCGACUUCUCAGGAAGGACGUAAGAAGAAACGGUUUGCUGCAGAUGGAGACGAUGAAACGAACACCCUGCAAAGCCAGUUGAUAGACGUCUUAGAAAGGAAUGGCAGAAUGCUGAGCGCCCAACUUGAAUCGCAUAACACCAACUUUCAACUAGAUAGGGCUCAGCGCAAAGACCAUCAGGAUAGCUUAGUUUCAGUUCUAAAUAAACUGGCGGAUGCGUUGGGCAGAAUUGCUGAUAAGUUAUAGUAAAUUGGCAUCAGAGCAGAGUGUAUAUAGCAACAAAAAUUACAUCAGAGUUGGAUGGGUUUUCACAUGAUUCUUCUUCUUCUUCUUCUUCUUUGCCUUGGUAGGGCUUCUUUGGCAUUAGAGAUACAGUAGAAUAAUGGGGAAUUAGAGAGUUCCUGGUAUAAUUUCAUGUAAUUCUUGUGUAAAUAUUAUCAGUAGUAUCAUUGUCGUGCAGAUUUGAACUAUGAAGUUGAGCCAUUACUUGGUCACUCCCCAGUGUUGAAAGGGUUCGAGGAUGUGUUGUUGAGAUGAAAGAUAGCGAUGCAACUGCAAGUGUCAGUGGGUCGGUUGCAUGUUUACCUCCGUCGUUGAAUGGAGGUUCGUAUUCAACACUCUUAACGUCUAGACAACAGCAGGGGUAAACGUGUAAUUUUACUGAGCCAGCUCAUAAAUUCGGUCGACGCUUUAACCAAAAUCAAUCGAUGAUGAUGAUGAUGAUAUUAAUAUCAUCAGUUGGGCUUGGAGACUUGCAAGGCGGCUACAUGGCCAACCUUCACCCAGUAGGCUAGUGAGCAGUUACCACACCGAUUGACUUCUUGGGAAAAUUACGGCUCUCACGCAUUUAUAUCAGAGAAUAAUAU
This is a messenger RNA of Diospyros lotus (date-plum), 1832 nucleotides long. Its product is annotated as trihelix transcription factor ASR3. The coding region runs from base 211 to 1212 and encodes 333 amino acids. The record is from RefSeq and is a predicted model, not a curated record. The transcript has 3 exons. Lineage: Eukaryota; Viridiplantae; Streptophyta; Magnoliopsida; Ericales; Ebenaceae.